Podarcis lilfordi (Lilford's wall lizard) is the source of this 35364-nucleotide messenger RNA. NCBI's taxonomy places the organism in Eukaryota, Metazoa, Chordata, Lepidosauria, Squamata, Lacertidae. The record is from the annotation of a GenBank genome assembly.
GGUGGGCGUGUGCGGCGGCAGAGUCGGCUGGUGAUGGCGGAACGAGGAGGAGGAGGAGGAGGAGGCGGCGGCGGCGGCGCGAGUGGCGGAGCAGGCGGCGGCGGCGAAGGGGACGCUGGGGCGGCGGAGCGGUACAACAAUGAGAUGAGGUAAGGCCAAGUCCUCCUCCGGGAAUGGCGGCGGGCGGGGGGAAGGAAGGGGUUGGCAGGAGGAGCCGGGAGCACGAGGCCUUUUGUGAGCGCGCGCGCGAGGGAGAGAGAGAGCGAGCGCAGGGGGCACGAGCGCCCUUCCCGCUCCGCUUUCGCGGCGCCGGGCCCGCCCCCCUCCGUCCUUUCGUCUCGAGGCGGAAGCGGCCGUUCGGCCUCCGCUCCCUCACGGGGCUCCCCCCCCCGGCCCGCCCGCCCUCCCGCCCUUCACCUCAAGCCUCGCUCCUCCCCUGGUGAGAUUCCCGCUCAGCGCCCCGACCGCUUUAAACCGCCGUUAUUCCAGAGUAGUACCGUCUCCAUGCUCGCUUAUUUAUUUAUUUAUUUAUUUAUUUCCAACGGCUCUUCAGCCUUGGGGACGGGAUGCCCGUUUUGUCUGUUGGCUGCUCCCCCACACGCAGCCGCCUUUUGCCAAUGGCGGCUCCCGGACACACGCUGACGUAUCAAGAGCGGCGGGCGGGCGGCCGAGGAGAUGCGUGGUUCCCUCUUCCCCAGUUCCUUCUUGAACUGGCGCCUCAGCUGGGGGCCGCGGCUCAGUAGUAGUUGAGAGCGCAUGCCUCUAUGUGCAUGUGGAAGGCCUCAGUAUUUCAGCAGGAAAGAGGAUCUGAGGAAGGCAAGGGGAGGAAAUAAAACAACCCUUGCAUCUGCAGCAGAUACCUGUUAAAUCUAUUCUGUGCAGAGUUAAAUGAAGCCGGGGGCUGCCUCAAGUGUAAGGCAGGAUUUCAUAUGUUCAUGUAACCAGACUGCAUUGAGGAGGAGAAGCCCCUCAGGGUUCUGUGUGUGUGAAAAACUUGAACUUGAAAUGCAAGCGUAGAAGGUUGUCCGGAUCACAUCUAAAGUUUUAUCCAAAUAACCAGAAGGAAUACUUCACUUGUUAACAGUGGUCCUGCCUAAGGACACGUAGGAAAUACCGUGAAGCUGACAUGUGACAUUAAUAUAGGGUUGUGUUUUGCAUGGUACGCUUCUGGCAUCCAUGUGUUGGAAAGCUGUGUCGAAUGGCAGCUUCCCAACAUAUGGAUGCAGAGCAAAACACAUGUAUGACGAUUUUCCGUACAUGGAAAUACUUGUGUGUUUAUUAUUAAAGUCAUUUCUGUACUGCUUUGUAUUCCUGGAAAAAGAAUCUGUAAGGGGUUUGCAACUUUCCUCAAAGCUUCAAAUGAAAUACAGUAAAGAUCCACCAUUUAAAGCAACGUAAUUAACAGAAAAAUAUUAUUUGUAAACAUUAAGAAAUUACAAGUAAAAAAAUUCAAAUAUGAAAAAUGUACAUAUUAAGCAUAAUUAGUGACUAAUUAUGCCACCACCCCAGCCCUCUUCCACUUAAAACAUAUGAAGCAGCCCAGCUUAAAGUGGGAAAUCUGUACUUGUCUGUGUUGCAGCUACGUGAAAAAGAAGACAGGGCUGCUUCACCUUCAAUAGUCAUGCAGAAGAAAUAAUUCCAGCAGCUGGUGAAAGUCUUUUGCACUUCUAUUAAAGGUGCAGGUGUCCAGUUCGCUCUUUCACCCAGCUCCCCUGCUUGCAUAUACUGCAUCUUUGGUAAUUUGCAACAAUCAUAAGAGUAGUGGAAAAACUCACCCAAAUAGUAUUUUUAACUUCUAGUGUUCAUAGCAGCAGUCUCUAUUCCAAUUUAAUUGUUGUGCAUCAUAAGAAAAAGGCAUUGUCCUUUUGAAAUGGCCCAUUAUGACAAACAAAACAAGGCCUGACUAUGCAUAUAUAGUGGACUUGGUACUCUUAGGCCCAGGCUGUUUCUCCAGUCUGUUGCAGCAGUGGUGAAAGCAGUGAGGAUUUAGAGAUAAGAAGCCCUCAAUCCAAGUUGUAGCCAGCCUUUAUUCUCCCUCUUACUCCAGACUUUGGGUAGAUGGCCACAGUAGUGGAUACUGGAGGUAGAGGGGGGGCAGGAAGACCCCUAUCACACUAGAAUACUGUGCUCUUUAGCAGGCCGCAGACCUUCCUCCUCUCAGAAACCUCUAGAGGAGGCUUUUAUGUUCAGUAUGAAUUGAAAUGAAAUAACUUAUAUGUCUCAGAAAUACUAAAAGUUUUGCUUUCUCUUGGAUUCUGCCAAUUUGUCCUUCCCAGGAUGGAUGUGGGCAACCAGUUUUUCCCAUACACACAUGCAUGGCAGAAAACUUUUCAGAGCUUUAUUUUUCCGCAUAAUAUUUUCCAUUUCACAAGUUCAUUAUUAUCAAAUAAUGGAGGCCAAUUGCAAAUUCUCAUUACCUAUGCAUGUGCUGUGAUAAAAUUCUAUCAGUUCUGUAGACAAUAUUUUUCCAGAACUGGCAGAAUACCUUCCUUAGUGAAAGUGUUCAGUCUUGGCACCCCUAUUUAUAAGAUAUAUUUUAAAUGACUUAUAUUUUACAUGUACAAAAUACAUGCACAUUGUGUCAGUUUACAUAGCUGCAUUGUGGCUUUUUGCUUUUAAAGUGAGCUGUGAUAGGAAAAGUUCAGGCCCAAACUUGCUUGAGUUCUAAAGGCAUAACCUGAAAUCCUUACAUGUGUGCAUCCUUUGUAACUCAUGCAAUAUGCAUAUAUUAUGUACUCUUAAUAGCUUUAUCACAGAAAAAAAUCUGCUGUGGCUCUUGACCAUCUGAGUGGAGUUGGCAGUGGCCACUGAGUGUUACAUCACAAAUUUACGAGUUAUAUACAACAAUAGAAUUCUUAAACACCUCUGUGCUAUGCAACUUCCAAAAUUAGAAGGUUGAAUAUUAAGUGUUGAAUUAUUUGUCUGUUGUCGUUCACCACCUUAUAACCUUUGUUUUUUUCAAUUUUGAGUCAUCAUGCCAACAUUGGUAUUGCACUGGCACUAAAUGGUGGGCAAAAUUGUUUUCCUGAGAGCAUCAGAAGAGCGUUUGUUGGUUGCAAAGGUGAACGUUUUUUCUAUAUAUACAUUUACUAAGCUACCUCUGUAGAGGGCUGGGUGGCACAGUGGGGAUAGCAUUCCCAAAUUCUGAUUUAGGCUACAAGUGAAAAGGAUGUAGAUGUUCCCAUCCAAGUGUGUGGUGUGCACCCAUUCACAUUAUGAAACUAUUGGGUGCUUUGGUAUUUAUUAAAAUCAGUUGUCCAUGUCUUGGAUAUAUAUAAAUACAGGAGAGAUGUGGGUAUUGCACCUUGCGUUUGAGGUGACUUGUAUUUAGGCUUGUGGGAGGGAAGCUUGUGCAGUGCCUUUCCAUUUGAAGUAUCCCCAGUCUAGAUACUGCUUUCUAAGUCAUUUAAAUUGUGAGGACAAAGUCUCCCAAACAGUUUGGGGUUCAUGAUAACUUUGUCACAAUGUUUUGGUUCACUUGUAACACCAAUUCCCUUCUGUUGAUCAAAUAAUUUGAAGACAAAACUGUUCAUUUUGGUUUGCUCACAGAAUGGCUCAACAGCAAGCACUGAGAUUUCGUGGACCAGCUCCUCCACCAAAUACUGUCAUGAGAGGCCCACCACCUCUUAUGCGCCCACCUCCACCUUUUGGUAUGAUGCGAGGCCCUCCACCACCACCCCGGCCUCCUUUUGGACGUCCUCCAUUUGAUCCAAAUAUGCCUCCAAUGCCACCCCCAGGAGGAAUUCCUCCACCUAUGGGACCUCCACAUCUACAGGUAAAAAUAUGUAAGAGAUGAGGACAGUAUCUCUUUCUGCAUGUCCCCCAAAUAUGCUCUGGAUGGUUGGGAGAACCUCCAGAACAGUUCUGGGAGGCAUGCAAGGGGAGGAGAGGCUGGGAAAGUUCUGUUGUGUUUGGGGAAGAUGUUCUGUGCAUGCAGUGAUUUAGUUGGAUACAUCCCAUAAGGACUUAUUUCUGGAUAGAUUUGGUUAGUUAUGAAGGCACUGUGAAUUUGAACAUCCCUUGUAAUAUUUUUACUCUUGCAUAUGUUUGUAGAGACCACCUUUCAUGCCUCCUCCAAUGGGAAAUAUGCCACCACCUCCUGGUAUGAUGUUUCCUCCAGGGAUGCCACCUGUCUCUGCCCCUGGAACACCAACAAUGCCACCUACUGAAGAGAUCUGGGUAGAAAACAAAACUCCAGAUGGAAAGGUAAGAUUUUUCCAUAGUAACAAUAGUAAUACCGUAUUUUUCGCCCUAUAAGGCGCCCGCUGGGCGUGCAAGGCUUGCGGAUAGCUUCCUGAAGCGUGGAGAGCCAGAGGGGUCGGUGCGCACCGACGCCUCUCGCUCUCCAGGCUUCAGCGAAAGCCUGCAUUCGCCCCAUAAGACGCACACACAUUUCCCCUUCAUUUUUGGAGGGGAAAAAGUGCGUCCUAUAGGGCGAAAAAUACGGUAAUUGUUGUCUUGCUGCACUGAAGAUACAACAAUCCUGGUGGGAAAGGCAGAAGGUGUGUAUUUGAAGUUUUCAGAUUGGCACCACAGGGGGGUCUGAAUUGUUCCCCUCUUUGGUAAAAGGACCAGCCCAGGGGCCUAGUGAUUCCAUGGCUGGCCCUGCUCUGCAUGCCGCACCUUGAUUUGGGGCCCCAUGUCAUGGAUAACUUCACAACUGCCCACAGUUUUGGCAGGCACAGUGGUAACCUUUAUGGCAGCAGAAUCCCCUGCAGGAUCGUGCUCAGUGGAUGGACACGUCUGAAGAAUCCCAACCCCCUCUAGCAGCAUUGAUCAGGGGAUUAGGCUUGCAUCCUUCGCAAUCUUAUUUGUUAAGGUGGUUGUGUAGUAUUGUAAAGCCUUCAGAAUACUAAGAAAAAUUUCUCACAAUUAUAUUGAUUUUGAGAGUUUUAUCAGGUAGGAAUCUGAAAGGUGAAUGGAAAAACUAGGUUAUGUACAGUAGCAUAAAAUUGUCUUUUUUGCCUCUAGGUUUAUUACUAUAAUGCACGGACACGUGAGUCAGCAUGGACCAAACCUGAUGGAGUGAAAGUUAUUCAGCAGUCUGAACUGACACCAAUUCUUGCUGCUCAGGCCCAGGCUCAAGCCCAGGCCCAGGCUCAAGCCCAAGCUCAAGCUGUAGGUGGUUCCACACCUACUACUAGUAGUCCUGCAUCAGUAUCUCCAUCUCCAUCAUCAAAUAGUCAGUCGUCUACAACGUCUACUAGUACCACAACGACGUCUGUUUCACAAACAGUUUCCAGUAAGUAAAAUUGCUACUGAGUUUAAUAUUAAAUUAUUGCACCACUUGGAGGUGCUAUAGGAUUCUAGAAUGCUUACAGUCUGAGUUAUAGAGGGAAAUAUUGAAUAUACAGUAUCUGCAUUAUUCUGUGGCCAUGCAUAUGCGGAAGUGUUUCAAAAUUUUGCUUUGUAUUACAAAGUGUACCUUCACUCUGCAAUGGUACAGUGUAGUUUCCUUGUUCUUUAUUUUGACUAGGAGCAAUGUAAGUUCCUAAUACAUCAGUUGUUCAAAUGACUUUAUUUGCUGUUUGAUGAAUCAACAGAAAACUCAUGCCACUGCUCUGGAGGUUUGUUAGGUGCAUUUUAUGGAAAAUGUGGAAAUGAAAUAAAAUCUUAAUCCUUUGAAGAAAGCUGAAAAAACCCAUUAUCAGCUAUUUUCAGAAAUUUGCCUAGGCUGUUUGAGGUGAGUGUGCGUGUGUAUGGUAAAUUUUUGCAGCUGCAGAGAUUAUUUCAUUAUUUGAUCCUUGCAGCAGAAACCUCUUGGUGACUCCACUAGCAGAGCACCUUGGUAAUCUUGGCAUUAAGAUUGAAGUUUAUACUAAAAUGAAAUAACUUGCAAGUUCUUAAGUGGCCUCUCUCUGUAAACUGUGCAUAGUUUUGUAAAUUACUUAUGAGAGAAUAAUGAACUUGGCAUUAUUUACAAGGGAAUCUUGGUGAAUCGUAUUAAACAUGGAGCUUAUACAUGUAUGAUAUAGGGUUUUGGAUGUUUGUUCUCUUUAUCAGCACCUACAACACAAGACCAGACCCCCAGCUCAGCUGUUUCAGUUGCCACACCUUCAGUCAGUGUUUCAACCUCUGCUCCUUCUGCUACAUCUGUGCAGACUGUACCCCAGCCAGUCCCACAGACUUUGCCUCCUGCAGUACCUCAUGCAGUACCUCAGCCGACAGCAGCAAUUCCUGCUUUCCCACCAGUAAUGGUACCUCCAUUUCGUGUUCCUCUUCCUGGCAUGCCUAUUCCACUUCCAGGUAAAUUGAGAUACUAUGACUGUCUUGCCAGCCACAUGUCCAUGUUGUCAAUUUGUUUGCACUCAUGUGUCUACUGUGUAUGGAAUUUGCCUGAAUCCUCUUCAUUUAAAAUAUAUUCUUCAACAAAUUUGGAGUUAGCUGACAGGCUUUUUAGAGUAAAAAAAUAUAUUCCAGAAUUUAUUUUUAUUGGCAAGAAGUCAUGUUAAACCCUUUUUUUUGGCAUGAAUACAUAUUAUACUUCAAACACAAUUUAUUGGUUUAACAGUUCAUGGUUGGAAGAAAUUCACCUUGUCUUUGUUACUUAAGCUGCAAUCCUAUACACACGUACCUGGGAAUGCUUCCUUCUGGGUAGACAUGCUUAGGAUUGCACCCUAAGAAUGUGAUACUAGGCUUUACUGACUUUAAAAUAAGUGAUGUCUUGGUAGAAGUAGACUACUGUCUUGAAGUAAAUAGCUGCUUUGGUGAAUUAACUCUUAUCAAACUGGUUAAUUACCUAUACAAGCUCUUCAAAACAUUAGUUGUUGAGUCACAUAUUACAGUGCAGCUAUUAAUGUAUGCAUAUUUGUAAUUGAUAGAGUAAAACUGACUGAGUGCAAAAGAAAUACACUUUAGUUGUUACCUUGCCAAGUGGUAAUUACCAGAUGGAAUCAGUAAACUUUCAUUGAAGGACAGUAUAAAAUGAAUUAAUAAAUUCAAAGAUAGGGUUUAAUUAUCUGUCAGUGCAAAAAAGUUCAAAUCCAUGGUGCCACCUAUGGUGUCCUCCCUUUCUUGCCAUCACUUGUACCCCUAGAAUGUAAAGACAGACUGUGUUGCAGACAGGGAGAGGAUUUGGUGGUACUCACAUACACAAGUACUUUUUGGCCGGGCCAUAUAGCUUCAUUCUGAAAUUGGAAUAAUUUCAGUCCUAUAUGGUUGAAGACAGAAUCUUGGACCUAUGUGGGAAGUGUGUUUGAAAAUUUGCUAGAAUAUAAUAACUACUGUGGUCUAUUUUAUUUUUUAUUUAUAAAAAUUUCUAUACUGCUGUUCAUUUGAGGAUCACAGCACAGUUUACAAUAUAAAAACAAAAAAAUGCAUAGUAACAAACAAAAAGAAUACUCUCCUCCACCCCUGUUUAAAAGGCUGUUGUGUUUAAGCCCUACUUAGGAUUCUAGCAUUACCAGGAUUCUUAAGUCACCUCAGCUGACUGAAAAAAGGUUAACUUUUUAUAAAAGCUACAUCUAGUGCCAGUGACAUAUGUGGGCAUUUAUACAAAGAUAUGUUUUUCAAAUUCAUGAAACUCUUAGUUUGGCUUCAGUGCUACUGGCCAAGUUGCCUGUCUUAAUAGUGAAACCUCUGAGAUCUUAAAAUAUACAUUAUGAAAUUCCAAUAGUUAUUCUGAAAAGUAUAAACAUGAUUGGUAAAGCAGUGGAAACUACCUAGCACAGGAACAGCAACAACAGGAGAUACAGAAGGAAGGAGGAAUUGGUGAAAAUUCCACCAUCUUCCUCCAAUGUGAGCAGAACGCUGCUGAUUGCAAGUCUUGAUCCAAUUAGUAGUGUAGUUUUGACGUUUCCAUAGGCAGAAUCCUAUGUGCCUUCUUUAAACAGACUUUUUGUAGCAUAAAAAACAAGUCAGGUUAGAAUACUAAUGCACUAAGAAAAAAAUAAGAGAGGUUGGAGCAUCCAGUAACAUCUUCAAAUACUGAAAAUGUAUUUUACAUUGUCACUACUGCUAUUGUACGUGAAGAAGUACCUGUUCGAAUUAUUUUCUCCCCUUCAGCCUUAAGUGUUUAGUUAUAGUGUUUAACUAAACAGCCUUAAGUGUUUAGUUAUAGUUCAUAUACUAUAAGCUACUGAUACAUUUUAACAUGACAAGUUUGACAGUGGAAAUGGCUACUUUUCUCAAAAAUCUUUCUGAACAAAAACUUGCCCAGAUUCAGUGAUCUUUCUAUAGCACAAUCUUACACAUACUUAUGCAGAAGUCAGUCACACUGUAAUGAUACUUACUCUCUAGUAAAUCUGUUUAGGAUUGCAGCUCUACACUUAAUUUUCAGGCAUAUUCAAAACAUGGUUAACAAGAUUAACCUCUGCAUUCAUUGCAAAUUUGUAACGUAAAUACACCCUAACAUAUAUCAGCAAAUAUUUUGCUUGACUUGGCAGUUGUGCAUUUUGUUCCAUGCAUGAAUAAAGCUUGGGAAUAUUAUUAGAAAAGAUAUUUUCUGGAAGACUAAUGCAAUACAAAAACCCAUGAAUGAUAGUUGAAUGUUUUUGUAUUGGACACUCUUGAAGAAACUUUGUUUUUUGUUUGUUUUGAACUUGGGAUUUAAUUUCAUUUUGUGCAUCUCAAAAUAUGGGAGUAAAAAUAUUCUAAAAGAAAUUUGGGAAGGGUUUACGUUAUUGCAUUUUCUAGUGUUAGAAGGUACUAUAAACUUGGUACCUCUUUAAAUUAUCUCUUGUCUGGAAUGUCCCUUCAACCCUGUUUCCCUCCCCUCCUUCCUCAAUUGCUGGGUGUCCCGUCCUAUGCAACCUGUCAGUAGCAUUUUUCAAUUGGAAAACAGUUCUUGACUGCUCUUUUCAAUGAAUAAACUUAAAAGGCGUCCUUUAAACGUAAGCCUACCUUGCCACAUGGGACUCUUCUGUGUGGCUAGGGAAGUGUUUUGUAAUUUGUAAUUUGUUUUGGCUCCGGAAUAGAGGUAGGAGUGGGAGAAGGGAGAGAAGAUGCAAGGGAGAGCAUAUAUAGGCAACUAAUGAGCCAUCAACUCAAUUUCUCUUGUUUCCUUUCUUCUUUUGGAGGGGGCCUGUUACCUUGUCCCUUACUUGCAUUCACCAUCUUACCUUCAACCUUACCUGUUUUCCCUCUUCAGACUGAUACUCCUAUGCCUUCUAGUAUGAUUUGCUUUCUCAACACCACCAUUCUUCUCCCCCUGCUCCCCCAAAUACAUUCCUAAAGCUUCAGUCCUGUGAACACAAUGGGGCUUCCUUCCAAGUAAAUGUGCAUAGGAUUGGGCUAAAUGAGCUAUUUGCACUAAUCCUGGACAGAUUGCUGUAAUACGGCAAGAUAAGUAUGACCUUUCAUAGCAUUGUCUCACAAGGGGGUGGAGAAGCUUGACCACACUGAAUUUAAAUCCCUGCAUCAUUCCCUCAUUUUUUUAAAAAAAGAUGGCUGCAUUGUCAUUUAAGUCCUCAUGUUCAGUAUAAUCCGAGAUUAUUGCAGGAACUUGUCAUUGAUCUGGAAUCACUUUACUAAAAGGGAAACGCAUUUUAGACCUUCCUGCUUGCUUCCCACUGCCAUUGGAAAAAAAAAUGGCAUGCUAAAUUUGUAGCAGGAAAAUUGAUACUACUCAGAUUCCCAGUGGUAGCUGACAUGCAGUGGCAGCUUUCCAACAUGCUUGCUUAUCCAUUUUACAGGUGUAGCAAUGAUGCAAAUAGUCAGCUGCCCGUAUGUAAAGACAGUCGCUACCACCAAGACCGGUAAUUUUUUUAAACCAUCUUAGUCUGUUUUGUCUGUAAGUUGGCAUGGUAGUGAAUGUUGUUGUUUUUACCUUUAUUUGCUUUUCCCAAAUAACUGGAUCUCUUAUCUUUAUUUUCAAAAUACACUUACAAAUACAGAUUUCACAUGUAGUCAGCAAGAGUUUCCCCCAAUUAACUGGCUAUGAGCUUAAUUAGUUUUUUAAAAAAACACUUAUGCAAGUUAGACUACUCUGUUCAUGUGAAUCUCUUCCAUAACCAUAUUUUGUUUUUGCUUUCCAAUGUGGGAUACAGUGUUUGAUUCCCCCUCCUGCUAUUUGUACAGUGAUCAGACUUUGUUUGCAUGUUAGUGUGCUUGUGUAUGUGUAUGUAUGUCUGUGUCUAUGUUUAAACUUACAUGUUAAAGGCUGUUCUAGAUAUAUAUGUUUUCAUGCAAAAAGGAGUUUGUUGUCAGUACCUUACAUAUUCACAAAAAACUAGAGUCAUGCUGCAUUAAACCAUCUGUUAUUUUAACUUUAAAAUCCAAAAAUCAAAGUUGAAAGCAAAAUCCCGGGUUGUAUUGGCACCUAAACAUGUGAUCCUGACUUCUAAGAUUGGGUGCUCCUGACAGUGCUUGAAGGAGCUCAGUAAGUGUGCAGGACUCUCUCCCCUUCCAUGGCACUGGGGAAGCUCGGCUUGCAUGUGUGGGUCUGCUUUGCUGGAUCACAUGACCAUUCAAUAGAGAGAACUAAGAAGAUUUCCUGAUAAUCAUGCUACAUCUGUACUGAAGAAGCUGACUUUAUUGUUUUACUACUCUUUGUUAGUAGUUUACUUUGAAGAGCAGUAAAUCCUUCCCAUUUUCUUUUAAUGCUGAUUAUUAUGAUAGUGUAUGGAAUUAGCAAUAACUUCAUUCUCAACACUUAAAAAAUAGCGCAAAUUCACAAGAUUCAUCAAAUAUUUACUACAUUUUGUGCCAUCCAUGACUGGGUAUACAGGGCAGUAGUGAUUAGGCAAUGUGCAAGUACAGUGUACUAACACAGAACUACAGCUUAGAAGAAAUGUCUCAGCUUCCAGUAUUGAUAGCUUCAGUUUCAUUAAUAAGCCACUGUAUAUGCUGAUUUUAGUUCGAUGCUUUGGAUUCACAAAAUGUUACUUUAUCAGUACUUGCCUUUUUAUUGCUCCUUCUUAUGUAGGUGUCUUGCCAGGAAUGGCUCCUCCUAUUGUACCUAUGAUCCAUCCUCAGGUUGCUAUUGCCGCUUCACCUGCUACAUUGGCUGGAGCAACAGCAGUCUCUGAAUGGACAGAGUACAAAACAGCAGAUGGGAAGACUUACUACUAUAAUAAUAGGACACUGGAAUCAACAUGGGAGAAGCCUCAAGAACUAAAGGAGAAAGGUAUAGUGUUCAGUUUUGGACCAGCUAAUGUUGCGCUUUGCAAAAUUAAAAAGACAAAUUGGCUGAUGAAUGUGUGUGCUUAUUUCUAGCAUUUUUAAACCUGCUGUAUGUUGUAAAGGUAAAGGGACCCCUGACCAUUUGGUCCAGCCGUGGCCGACUCUGGGGUUGCGGCACUCAUCUCGCUUUAUUGGCCGAGGGAGCCGGCGUACAGCUUCCGGGUCAUGUGGCCAGCAUGACUAAGCCGCUUCUGGCGAACCAGAGCAGCGCACGGAAACGCCAUUUACCUUCCCGCUGGAGUGGUACCUAUUUAUCUACUUGCACUUUGAUGUGCUUUCAGACUGCUAGGUUGGCAGGAGCAGGGAACAAGCAACGGGAGCUCACCCCGUCACGGGGAUUCGAACCGCUGACCUUCUGAUCAGCAAGUCCUAGGCUCUGUGGUUUAACCCACAGCGCCACCCGCGUCCCUCGCUGUAUGUCUUACAUACAAUUAAAACAAGAGUCUCUCUGUCUACAGACUCACAAUCUAAAAAACAUGACACAGAAAGAAAAAGCCAUGGUGAGUCAGAAGUUGGGGGAAAGAAAGCUCUUAUAAUGACCAACAUAAAUGGAAACAGUUCAGGGACAGAAGGAGUCCAGUGGAGCUGGUCUUUCAGAAAAGCUGAUGGGAUGAUUCAGUGUCCCAUCUCCACUAGUAUGCUACUUCUUUUACAGUCUUUCCCUUUCUUACUAGCUCACAGUUGAAGUUCAUUGCUUCUCUUGUUGUCUUAAUAUGGCACACUGUUACAAAAAGUUUUGCGUGUGUGACUUUGGGCUCCUGGAUAGCAGACCUCCACCGCCAGGCUGCGGUUUCUCUCAGCUUCCAUUUGUCUAAACUGAGAAAUGCCUAUUUUUUUCCUGGAGCCUACCGCCAGCUGUUUUGAGAGUCUCCAAGUAUUUGCUUUUUAUGGAUUUCGUCUUACAGAUGGAUGAUUGCUAGAAUUCUAUUUAGUAGCUAUCUCCAGGUUGCUUCAUGUUCUCUAUUUAGAUUUUUUAAACCAUUUCUUAUUGGCCUUGGCAUUUCUGUUGCAGUGUGAAAAGGAUAUGACUCUUUGAGAGUCCUUUGUACAGGAUGCCUAGCACUAUAAAUCUGUCACUGAUAAGCUCUUCUUUUUUGCUCCCCAAAUCAUGAAUUUUAAAAAAGGAAUUCCAUUGACUCUCUAGGCUUUGACAUUUCAGGUGGAAAUACUCCACCUCAUAAACUAUAUUACACUUACAAAUAAAAAAAUAACCAAAUCUGCUCUGCAUAGUUAUUUUCAGUACCUAUCUUAUUGUCUUGUCCGUAAUUUGUUUAAAUUGUAUUUUUAAAUUGCUGUAACCUGCCCUGGGAUCUUAAUGAUGAAGGGUGGGUAAGAAAUCAAAUAAAUAAUUAAAUAAAAUUAAUAAUCCUUGGUUUUCCUUAAUAAAGGUGAAGGAUUUAAACAUGAGGGAGCUGAGUCUAAUUUCUCCUAUCUCAUUGUAGCACAAUGUUGCUGUGCAGCAACAAUCAAAUCUUUUCUGCCAGACUGGUUAUUCUGAGGGUCUGUUGAAGCUUUCUGGGCUGGAAAUUGAGCAAUUUUUGUAACACUUAAGGCUUGGGUUUCUGACACCAUCUCAUACUAUUUCAGAGAAGGAGGCAGGCCCCAAAGGAUACCUAACAAAACAGCAACUUUAUUGCUAAGAACAAACUAGAUUAGAAUUGCAGCAUAGAUAACUGUCUUAGUUUGGACAAAGACAUAACAGUAGUCCUGGAGCCAAUAUAAAUCUCCACAUAUCAGUAGCAAGAGAAUACCACUAUAUUAUCUCAUCCUUGUUGUGUAAACAUUCAGAAUUAUUUUCUAAAGUACUUGUGGUAUCUGCUGAUUACAGAAGUGAUUGCCAUCCUUACCAUAGAUAACCAGUGUAAGGCGGUUGCAUAUCCAUGGUAAUUUUGAAAAGACAGAAAGUAUGAAAAUAUAUUUCUUUUGGAAAUAUGAGUAGAAGACUGUAAAUAACAGUUGCUUUAAAUAAAACCAGACUGCCUAGUGAAAACAAAGAGCUGCUUCUUCGAACUCCUUGCAUGUCAAGGACCGUCUCCAGACUACAUACCUGUUCCUUCAGGGGAAAGCAGCUGUGUUGGGAAUAGGUAGAUUGUAUUGAUUUCUGGACUGGAAAACCACCCACAAGGCCUUCAUCUUACCAGGAUUCUGACUCAGUAUUGGCUCUUGUCCAGUCCACCACUGUAUCAAGGCACUGAUUGAGAAAUUGCACAGCACACUAAAGUUGGAUGUAACAGAAAAAUAGAGCUGGGUGUAAUCAGCAUACUGAUGAUACCAUACCCCAAAUCUCCUGAUGACCACUUCUAACAGCUUCAUAUAGGUGUUAAACAGCAUCAUGCAGCACCUAAAAGUGUCUGGGAGCAGAAAUAUAGCCACCCAGUGUCAUUCUGCUAGCUCUGUAAUAAUUUGUAUAAUCACAGAUACAUGUCCAUAGUUGAGAAAAAUUCUGACAAAAAUGAAAACACUAGCAUUCAUAUGUACUUUUCAUUAUGAAUAAUUAUGCUGAUAAGAGCCUUAAGUUUGAAUUUACAGAAAGUGGAAGGUAAAAAAAAAUGCUUUUCCCUAGAAAAAGUAGAAGAGAAGAUGAAAGAAAGCAUUAAGGAGCCUGCUGAAGACCCUUUGCCUAUGGAGACGGAAGAGGAGGAACCCAAAAUUGAACCUAUCAAGGAACUUAUAAAAGAGGUAAAAGACAUGAGAAACCUACAGUUUAAUUUUGCUGUAUUUAAAUACUCUUAUGUUGGUUUGUGAAAACAAAGCUGCAGAUCAAGUAGAAUGAAGUGGAAGAUGCAGUUAAGUAAACUGAAAUAAAAUAGAAAAUGUGCACAUUUUGGUCUGGAUAUUGAGAGCAUAUUGGCAGCUCUCUAAUGUGAAUAGGUUGUUCUUAUAUUUAGGAACUAACUAGAAGCAAUAUUUGAUUUUACAAAUUACUUAGAAAGUAAAGCAUUGUGGAUAGUCUUCAAUGGCUGAAAAACUUGAUUGUAUCCAAUGUUAAUCAUACUUUGCGUCAACCAGUUGAAUAAGCAUGACAACCUAGGUUCAUUUAUUCAAAUGCAUAUUCUGAGUAAAAACAAGCUGAAUACAGUCCACAGUUUUUAAGGCACACAUUCAGUGCCUUAAAUAUUGAAAACUUGAUUUACAUUUAGGAACAUAAACAUCAAAACAAAGUGCUAUUGCAUAGUUUUGAAAGUAGUAAGAUAGCACAAACUCUUGGCAGCUUUUAUAUUACUUUGGAGCAGAUUUUGGGGCACAUGGGGGUGCAGGUGGAAAGGGGCAAAAAGAAACCAGACAUCCCAUUUCACAGAUGGAUUAACCACUGUGCAAAAGCAGGUGGGCAUCUUAGGAUGUUGCCCUUAGUGUGUGUUAAACAUAAAUUGAAUUAAUCAUUAUAGUUCAGAAACUUUUCUUACACAUUGGUUUCACUGAUUUCCAAAUUACUUUUUAUUUCUAAUUGAUUUUAUAUAGUUCCUCCUUAUCCUUCUUGUCAAUUCACUAUAAAUGCAACAGUUGGUUUUAAAUUACCUUUGAUCUCUCACCAGGAACCAAAAGAAGAAGAAAUGACGGAAGAAGAAAAAGCAGCUCAGAAAGCAAAACCUGUCGCUACUACCCCUAUUCCUGGUACUCCAUGGUAAGUAACAUUUUUUCCCCUCAGAUUGAUUAGUGUGAAUAUAUAAUAAAAAAAUUCCUUCCAGUAGCACCUUAGAGACCAACUAAAUUUGUUAUUGGUAUGAGCAUUUUUCGUGCACGCACACGAAAGCUCAUACCAAUAACAAACUUAGUUGGUCUCUAAGGUGCUACUGGAAGGAAUUUUUUUAUUUUGUUUUGACUAAGGCAGACCUACCUGUAACUGUGAAUAUAUAAGUACUACUUUUAAAUCUGCAUUCUAUUCAUAGUGAACAUGUUAUUCAUUGUUUAUUUUUAAUAUAAAAUUAAUGUUAGAUUUACAAUGAUUUAAUCAAUCAAUAACGUUAGCAAUAGGCUUAUAUUAUACAUUUCAUGUUGAAUAAAGAAAAAAUUGGCUUUACAUUAUUUUUGUAUGAGAUUGACCAGCAGUUAGCAGUAAUCGUAAGUCUACUUUGUGUUUAUAAAACAUUCUGGUACAGACAGGUACAAUUAAGUGCUGUUGAUCUUGGCUAUAAUCAUAUGCACAUUUAUCUGGGAAUAAGCCCACUGAAUACAACGUUGCUUAUUUAUGAGUGAGCAUGCUUAGGACAGUGUUGUUUUAUGGAGUUUAAGAGCAUGUGACAAAGGCAUUGGGACCUCUGUAUUUUAUUAACUGAAAGCAUGCUUAUAGGUUAAACAAACUUUGAUAGAGUAUUGAUAAACCAUUGAUUGAUUGUGGCUUUCCUGUAGGUGUGUGGUGUGGACAGGUGAUGAGAGGGUUUUCUUUUACAACCCUACCACACGCCUGUCUAUGUGGGAUAGACCAGAUGACUUAAUUGGAAGAGCAGAUGUGGAUAAAAUUAUUCAGGAGCCUCCACACAAAAAAGGAAUAGAUGAAGUGAAAAAACAAAGUAAGAGUAAAAACAGUAUUCUUCCUAUUUUGUCUUGGUUAUUUUGCAAUUUUGUAUAUACUUACAGGUUCAUUUUUUGUGCUUAUUCAAAGCAAGAGAUAUUUUGUGCUUAUUUAGAAGCAAGAGAGAACUGCAGUGGAAAAAGUUAUUGAUCAAUGCAUGAUUUCUGGGACUCAGUUGUGACUAAAUUAAAUCAUUUUUGAUUGCUAAAAGUAGGCUAAGCAUAUAUUCAGCAUACAUUAUUGAUCAAAUGUUAUUAUUUGUUUAAUUUUAGUUCAUAAAAUUAAUAUACCUAUUGAUUGUGGGGGGAAACCUCAGAGUGGAAUAUUGCAUUCUUUAUUGAGAUUCUAAUGUGUAUCCAUAGACUAACUUUGCAUGUCUUAAUAUUAACAUGAGAUGCAUUCUUUACCUUUAUGUAGACAACAAGCGAAUAUAAGUGGUGUGUUUUUCCCCCUGAACUGUACCUAUAGGGAUGCUAAUAGAGGCCUCUCUUACAGUAAAAGAAGAGCAUGAAAUGCUAGAUGAAACAAAUGAUGAUGAACCUAUUAAAGCAAAGAAGCGGAAGUAAGUUGUGUAUGAAAGCAUAGACUGCAUUAAUUUCUGAGCUUUAAAGUUUUUAAGUCUGAACUGGGGCUCAACUCUUUCAGUGUGGAAAGCUAAGUUUCCCACAUUGCAUAGUGGCUUUUGUAGUCACCAUAUUGAGCGAGAUUGCUUGUCUGCAGUACGCCGAAAGUAUUGUUGUAUGCUCAAUCAUAUUUUUAAAUUAGUUGUUUGGGGGGUAUUGGGCCAAGUUAAAUAGUCUCUGGUUCCACUGUGCAUUGAAUGGAAUCCACCCUGAACAUAUGUUAACAAAGUGAUGUAAAGCUAAAGAUUUAGUUGUAUUUUUUUUUAUGGAGUCUUGUAUGCCUUCACUUUCAUAGGAAGGAGGAAAACAAAGACAUUGAUUCAGAGAAGGAGGCUGCCAUGGAAGCUGAAAUUAAAGCUGCUCGAGAGAGAGCAAUUGUCCCGCUGGAAGCGCGAAUGAAACAGUUCAAGGACAUGCUACUUGAAAGAGGGGUCAGAAACUAUUAUUGUAUUAAGUUCUCUAGAUUGUUGCAGACUAUUUUUUUUUUGGUGACAAUUAUCAUGCAGUAUUGCAUCCCUAAAUCAGAUUGGGAAAAGAAAUAGAACUGGAACAACCUUGGUGUUUCCUGAUUACACUGACAUUUUAGCCCAAAUAAUGGAAAAAGUCUGUUAGUUCCUAUAUUGUUAUUCUUUCACUGACAAGUUAUUCCUGCAUACUGUCAUUAGGAGUGAAGGAUAUUGGUUAUCUGUAUACUAAUAAGAUAUUCCAACUCUGUAUGGUGCUAAUGAUAAGGAUGUCCCAUACUUUGAUAAUUUGUUGUUGUUUGAUUGUUCAGAAGGCACAUGUGCAGAAUAACUGGUCAAAGAUAAAACUAGUGUUCACAUUAAGUAAAUGCCAUUGGGAAACACACACACCUAUUCAUCUGUUGAAGUUCUGCGAUGUAGGAUUGUUGCACACAACUAGUUGGGUGGGUGCGUAAUCUUAAUUUGGGGAGUUGGAUAAAUUGGGCUUCUGUUCAAAUCCUUAUACUACGAUAGUUUCACAUUUGAAGAGUGUGUCUGUUACCUAUGUGUGUGUACUGAAGAUAAAUUCUGGAUUUCAGUAGAAUAUUUUUUUCAUGCAAAAUGAAGCCCACAUCAGUUGUUUUUUUCAGGGGCAGUUUAGGGAAGUGGAGCAUUUUUGGCAACUAUCAUUGCUCUUCCUGGAGCCUUGGUAUGGGUGGGACAGGAGAACGGCACAUAUGUUUGCAAUUGAUUUCAAAAUUCUCUAACGAAUAUCAGCUUUCAGUGUGAUUUUUCCAAUGCAGUUUCCAUGAAAUGUUAUAAGUUUGCCUUGUUAACCUGUCUUUUUAAAAGUGCUCCAGAGACAAUUUCUGUGCAAAACCUUUGGGUUUAUUUGGGGUGGCGGCGGGUGGGGGAGACAUUGGAUCAUUUAGAAAAAGAGCUAUGCAGGCAGCAUAGGAAGUCAGAGUAGAGAACUUCAAGGCUCUCUUUUGAUGUGGCAAUUUUUAAAUGUCACACAGUAGUGGCUAUUUUAAUGAGUAAUUAGAUGUGUGUUAGUUCUGUGUAAUUAUGUAGACGUUUUUGGAGCCAAUUAGUGUGGAAAUUUGUGAUGCUGACCUCCUGGAGCUUGUCAUCUAUUAGUGAUGAAACUGCUGUAAGGGUUUCAGUUAUAGCUCUUCUCUAACAGAUGUCCUGUAGGUUUCAAGCAAAAUAGCACGACUUGCUUGUCUUUGGGUGAAUUUAAUUGCUAGGAAAAUCAGCACUUUUCUCUCUUCCACUCCACCCCUUUCUAUUUUUUUUAAAAAAGGUUUCUGCAUUUUCUACUUGGGAGAAGGAGCUACACAAGAUAGUUUUUGAUCCCCGCUACCUGCUUCUUAACCCUAAAGAAAGAAAACAGGUAAAAUAAAGGCCUACAGGUAAACACAACUGGCCUGAGAAUUCUGUGAUAUCUGGAGUUUCAGAUAACAAAAGUUUAGGGAAGGGUGGGGAAAGGGUAAGGUUCCAAGUAUUUCUUAAGAAAGAGAACUUGACAAUUUCUAUAGGGAAAUGAAAGCUUCAAACUCAAAUGUAUGUUUAGGUACGAAGCCCCACACCCCCAAACCAUAAUUGUCGCAGAGAUUUGUAUAAAAAUAUUAACAGGAGUAUUUGACAAAGAAACCCUGAAUACGUUAUUCAUACCGAAAAUAUUCUUGUGUGAAAUCUUUUACUACAAAGAUGAAAAUAAAUGGGAAAUGUAAAAUUUGCAAAAGGGAACAAUCAGGAUUUAUGUACUCUGUUUUAAUUUCUUCAUCUCCAGAGUGAUUAUUUAGAAGCUGAGACUUGGUAGAACCACCAGGUUCUGAACCAAGGUGGUCAGUUGUAUGUCUCUCAUAUUAAAUCAUGCACAUAUAUUCUCCUAUCCUAACUAGUGAUAGGUGUGGAUACUGUGUCCUCAUGAAUAAAUGAUAAUUUGAUUGCAUUAAUAUUGCCAUAAAACUGUUUCUAGGGUUAUUGAGCAUUCUUAAAUGCUGGCUAUGAGGUAUGAAAGAAGAAAGAGCUGGCUCUUUUCUGAUAGCUUCUCUUAUAUAUUAGCUUCUCUUAGUGAGAAUUACACUUUUUGGCUUUGAUAGAGAAGAGUAUGUCACUGUCUCCGUAUGUAGCAGUAUCUUUGGCAAUACCCUUCUUCACCUCUCCUCCUGGGUGCUUGAGCUGCAGGACCCCCUUGUUCCAUGCCACAUUAUUCAAGAUGGGCUUGAUCCCAGCUUGAGUGAUGACAUAUAGAUCUAUUAAAGGACAUGCCAUUAUCUAAUGAAGACCUCUGUGCAAUUUAAAAAUACAGAAAUUCAUCCUGAUGGAAGGAAGCAGUUCUUAAGCAUCCAACUAUUUUACGUUUGGUACUGUUGCUGCUGUGAUUGUUACUUGGUGCCCUAAAGAACAGUGUUAAAAUUUAUGUUGAAUGGCUUUACAUAAAAGUUUUUAUAGAGAGGAAUAUUUCAGUGAGUCCAAGCUUAGUGAAGUGAUACUCUUGGCGUCAUAUAUGGUAACUUCUCAUAUUACUGCAAAUGAUGCAUCCUAGCCUUUGACUUGUCCUUUGGAGUUCUCUCCACUUACAGGGUGAUAAUGCUCCAAAUGGUAUACUCUGGUGUUUCUGUAGGUAUUUGAUCAGUAUGUGAAAACCAGGGCAGAAGAAGAGCGCAAAGAGAAGAAAAAUAAAAUAAUGCAGGCUAAGGAAGAUUUCAAGAAAAUGAUGGAAGAAGCGAAGAUUAAUCCCAGGUAAGAAUAUUUCCUCCUACAUAAAUAAUUUUAAAGCUUUUUUCAGGUACUGUGUGUACUGCUAGACUUGGUUUUACUUGAAGUUCAGUACUAUCCUCUGCUUGUUUACUGUCAUUUAAUCCAAAUUUUAUGACACUGGCUGUUUCAGGAUAUGAAACAAUCCCAAAUGCUUGGCAAGGUGUGGAAGAUGGAUUUAUUUGCCCUAAAUGUUCACAAGCUAUGUCCUCCAAUCUGUAGGUUUCCUCAUCUUGAUUAGCUGUGAAAACACCAACAUUACUGUAUAGAAUAUAAUAGGGAACUUCUACUCUUUUCCAGCAUUAUGUAAAUAUGAAACAUAUUAGUACCAGAAUUGUUUGUGACUUUGAGUAGUAUUUUUUAAAAGCUGUCUGUUCUACUUAAGCAAACUAUGUAUGCAAAUGGGCCCUAGCUAUGGCAGGCAAGUUUCCAUAAGCUAUUCCAUAGGCAGCAUGGGGGAAAGGACCAGGUGGAUUCUCUCUACUUAGCUUUGUAAUUUUAGGUUGUGAACCACCCUGAGAUCUAAGGAGAAAAGGUGGUAUACAAAUUGAAUAAAUAAUAAUAAUAAUUUUAUAUUAUUUAUUCAUGACCAAAUAGGUUUCCAUAGUUCAGUUACAUUGUAAGCAAGACAUUGCCAAUAUAUUGUUCAACAGUAUGUAGUUAUCAUUUCCUUUUAAAGUAUUUCUUUUUGUGUAAACUAGGUAGGAUUUACAUUGCAUUACAUGUUUGUCUGCUCUAGGUUAAUACUGUGGUUUUAACCACAGUAAAAUGCAGUGAAACACCCAAAUGUUUCUUCAGAAAUUGUGCUACUUUGCUUGAAUUAACUUGAUGUCUACAAAUGGUUACCCUAAACACACUUAUUAGGCAGGGGUGGGCAACCAUUUUUCUGUCAGGGAUUGCAUUCCCCCAGGAGCAAUCGGUUGGAGGCCAUAUGCCAUAUGUGGGCGGGGCCAGGUCCAGUGGUGGUUGAGACUACAUUUUUUCUCUUUCUGAUGCCACCUUUUCUCUCUCUCCUCUUUCCUGCCUGUCCAGCAGACUGUCAGGGAGUGAUGAGUCACUUUUGCCAGCAGUCUGAACUGAUUGCUUGCAAAGAGCUUUUGAAAUUAGGCUGUGGGCCACAUAAAAUAAGGUCAAGGGAUUCAGGUUGCCCAUCUUUGUUGAACAGUACUGAGCUUGAAAAUAAUUGCUUUGUUAGUGUAACCAUUUUCCUUACUUAGCCUUAAUUGUUUCUUACUACUUUUUUGCACCCCAAAGGACACAGAAGUAUAUAUCAUUUAUAUAUUAUGUUUGUCUUCUUUACCCACUGUUAACUAAAACCAAUCUCCAAAGGACCUGCAAGUCUUGUUAACUAAUUUCCCUUUUUUAAUCCAAGGUAACAGUGCCCAUUUGGAAGUUUGCAUUCCUUAAAAAUCAUAUUUGUGCUUUGUGUGCUCAGAAAUCCAUGUCCAGUCUUGCUUUUGCAGCUCACUUUCUUUAGUUUAGGUUUACAUUCACUUCCAGUCAGUUGAAUAAGCUACCCAAUUAUUCUCUUGUUUUAAUUUACCCUACAGCAACAUUAGGCGGGAUUGCCCAAGUCUAAUUAUUUCCAUGCUGAGAUGAAAACAUUCGUAGGAUUAUAAUGUCUCACGUAAACCUGGGGCCAGAUUAGCAUCAGACCUUGGAAAAAGCACAGUAGUGUUUGUUUUUUUCGAGGUAAGUGGCAGUACUAUAUCUACUGCACAUCUGAGAUUUGGAAUCUGGCCCUGGAGGUGAGAGUACUGUUAAUAAUUAAAACUGCAGGGAGAAAGGGUGGGAAACCCUUCAGACACUACUGUCCUUGCUCACAGUAUUAAAAGAAUCUGAAUUUUUGUACCAUGCCAGUUCUAUUUCUGGCAGUGUUGGGUGGCAAAAGAGCAUUGUUAAAUUUACAUUGCAUAAUCAUGAAGUAUCAGGACAGAUUGACCAUGGAAUUUGUCUUCUGCAAGGAUUAUGUUAUAUGUGAAGAACUGCAUUCAGUGUGUGCAAUUUUUAAAAAAAUAGUUUUAGCUGGUUCAUGUCAACUUUCUAAAAAGAAAAAAGACAAACUUUAUGUCUUGGACCUUCAACGGUGGCAAGGAUACCAAUAUAUUGGUGCUUAGUGUAUGUAUUCCAACAGAACCAAAACACAGUUGUGCUUUUGAAUAUAUUUUCCGUCUACGAAAGCCCUGCCAAAUCGGUACACUUGCCAUUUUGUUACAGAACUACUUUUAGUGAAUUUGCAGCCAAGCAUGCUAAAGACUCACGAUUCAAAGCAAUUGAAAAAAUGAAAGACCGGGAAGCCUUGUUUAAUGAGUUUAUCACAGCAGCAAGAAAGAAGGAAAAAGAAGAUUCGAAGACCAGAGGAGAGAAGGUAAGAUUUUUACAUCAAGGAUGUGAAAAUAGCAUAAUGGGAGGACUGGGGAAGGGCCCAUGCUAGUCUUCUAGAUUUGCCCUUCACCCCCUCCCCCAAAUUAUUUUUUCCUUUUGUUUCCCUCCCCUAGUUUAAGCAUUUGUAUCUUAUUUGGAGGUGUGGGGUUGGUCAUUUUACUCUUUUUUUCUUCUAAAUUUGGAAUAAGUUUAAUGUUCUAGAAAAUGUACUAUAAUUUUCUUCUAAAUUCAUAUCUAGGUUUUAAAAUCCUAGAUAUAUAUUUUUUUGGUGGGGGGACAAAUGUCUGACUGGUAAACUCCAAGCAGACCAUUACAUACCCGUUCUGUCAGGGAUGCAAGCAAGGUUUGAGAACUAUUUGUGGGCAAAUUUCAAAAUGCAAACACUUCAGUGGUUUUUUUAAUCUUCCAGUAAAUGUAUCUUAGCAUGACUACUUAUCAGAAUUAAAGGUCGCCUAUGAAAGAUUAAUGAAUUUCAAAUGUCAUUUGUCUGCACUGUCAAUACAAGAGACAAAGUGCACAUCACUGGGGAAGGUGGAUGCUACAAAGUAUCUUCAACAAGCGUUAGCAUCAAAAUAUGCAGCAACUUUCCUCAGUGUCCUAGCAUACACCUUUGAAACCUAAUCAUUUUUGGGAUUUCUGUUUCCUUACAUACUCCUUAAGUGAAGCUAAUAUAAUUUCCUUUCAAUAAGUAGCAUAGAUAGAGGCAAAACUUUCAGGCAAAAGUUACCUGUCGUAUAGGAAUGGAAAACAGCUGAAAUGCAAAAAUCUUAAUAUUGCAAAAAAUGAUAAUCGGAAAAUCCUUUGAGUAGGAUCCAACAUUGUCCGAGUGGACUUUCACCCACGUAUUGGGUAUUUGACUUCCUCACUGCUGCCCUAUUGUGUGAGCAAGCAUUUGUUCCACACUUGCAUUUGAUGGAACCCCUUUGGGAGCUGAAAAUAAAGGCAAGUGACACACAUAAGGCCACUCAUACUAGGCAUGAGAUUCAGCCCAGCAACUACUUAAUGCACUGCUCAGUCUCAUAGGCUGCAGUCCUUUACCCACUUACCUGAUAUUGAGCACCAUUGUACUCAGUGGAACUUCUGAUAGAUAUGUACAGGAUUGUGCCCUUAGAUUCUAUGGUACAUCAACUCUAUAUGCACCAGAAUGAUUAGCUUUCUAGAGGUGAACAUGUAUAACCUAGAACUAGCCUAAAUUGCACUCUACUUGUUUUAAUGUAUAAUCAUGGCUUAAACAUUAUUGUUGCAUCUUAGCCAUUAUCAAAAUGAAUAGUUAAUAAGUAAAUUCUUUUAUGUUGCAUGAGUUACAUCAAACAAGAUUUUGUGUUAAAUAAAUGUGUUUAUCUUUGCAUCUGAAACUAAUUAUUUCUUUUCUCCCAAAGCCUCUUGUAACCAUUUUAUGUAUUCUGUUUUGUAACAAGUGGAUAGAUUUUACAGUUUUGUGCUGUGCGGCCUGUCAAUCAGUUCAGUCUGACAGCUGUCAAUCACUGACACGCAAAGUAUUAUGGGAUUCCCUAGUGAGGAAAGAAUUGGUAUCUCUGUGUGGUGACUUUAGCCUCCCGCAGUUCCGGUACUUUACAUUUUUUUCAGUUUUUUUCCUUGUGAAGUGAUGAGAGUUGUGCCCAGAAUGUGUAAACUGCAAAAAGAGGAGAAAAAUCCUCCUAAAUAAAAGCAAAGUAUUUUCAGCCAUACAUGCUUUUUGGAUUCCACAAGAAACAUAAAAGUUGAUUUAAAAUAUGCUUAAAGUGUUAAGUGAAGCUUUCUCAGCCAGUUCUUCUCUUCCCAAAAAGAGGUUUAAUGGAGGGGCAGAGAAACCUGUGGCCCUCUAGAUUUUGUUGAACUGCAAUUCCUAUCAUUGCUGGCUGAGGGUAAUGGGCGUUGGAGUCAAACAAUAUCUGUAAGGCUUCAGGUUCUCUAUCUUUAAUUUAAUACUAUAAUUUUGUGAUUUCCCACAAACCUUUAAAGUAAGUGAUUUGGGUUUUGUUUGUUUUGGCAUCUUCCAACUCUGUGGUUCACUUGUUUAGUGAAGUUAAAGAGAGAAGAUAGCAAAGUUCCCUUAGGACUAGAAAUAUGACUAAGGAAGAGAUGUAAGGCACAUCAACUAAACUGAGGAUUUUCGUUUUCAGAAGUGUAUUAUAUAGCUCCACUCAGUAAGGUCUAACUAAGCUGAAAGUUGCCAGGUCAGUACCUUAUAACUAAACAAUUCUGCCUCCCUUCCUUUUGACUAGAAAAACUUCAGCGACCCCCCAGCUACCAUGUCCAUGUUUUUUUUAAAAUAAAUAAAUAAAUAAAGCCAGAAUAGAGGGACAGGUACAGUUUCGAUACUGCAUUUAUGGAUUUAGUAUCUAUAAUCUUGGAUUUACGCUUUUCAUUUUUUACUUUGCUUUUCCUGAAGGGUGACAGUUUUCAAGUAAAAUGUGGUGUUCUCACCACCAUAUGAGACCAGAAAACCUGCAUGUUUCCUAAACCCUUGAAUUAUAUUAAAAUAUUAGGAGAAUGGAUUGGCUGGUUUUGGUAGAAAAAUCCAUGGAAGGGUUGCCUUUAGUUGGAAUACUGUAUGCUCCUGCAGCACUAGGUGGUAAGAUCAUGCUGGCUUUCAAGUUGGAAAAAGGAGGGCAGCUGCUGGUUUCUAGAGAGACGGGUGCAUGCUGUGUAGAUGUCAGGCAGGUUUGUUACUGUACCUUCUUUGUGUUGUAAUGUUCUGAAGCCUUCUAAAUGAAUCCCAGUUAAAUUAUGGCUUGAAGAUUAGCUUUGAGUACAGUAGAAAAAUAGCAAUAAUCGAUUAGGUGUGCCUGUACAAUGACCCUUACUUUAAAGAUUUCCACAGAAACACAUUCUGUUUUUAAUUUUGUAAGUGUUGUUUUCAUAUAUCUGGCUUAGAAAGCUUUCUAUUUUGAUACUAGUUGCAUGCUGUGCUUAAGUUCGACUUUGGAAUAACAAAUACCAUUAAAAAAUAGCUAUAAGAUUACUGAAUAUCUUCUUAAAUACUACUCCGAUAGAUCUGCCAUUGGUGGAGAGAAAAAUUGCUCUACACAGUAUUGUGCAGCCUUUUCAUGAUUUUAUUUGCCUUUGGACUUAAAAAAAUUCAUUGUCCUUGCAUAAUACUGUGCCAAGAACCAAACAUAAGUGUUGAGGGAGAUCUACAGACGAUUAGCAUUAUUUUUAUGUAGUAAUUAAUAAUUGAAGGAAGCUAGAAUGCAAGUUUUAAUUGGCUGGUAAGGCAUCAAGGUGCACUGUUAAUCAUACUUAAGUCAUUGGGAUUUGGUGUCCUAUAAUGCAUUAAGACUUGGGGUUGCAGGUAACACCCUUUGCAUGCAUGAUUUGGGUUUGGGGGGUGGGAAUUGAGAUUUAUAAUAUAGCCUGUCUUACAAUGGAAUAAUAUCCGUUCUAGAGCUAAAGUAACUAUGAUCUCUCUAAUCUCAGAAAGAAGCUGUGAAUGCUCUUAGAGCGAUAAACUUGGCCCCUUGGCAAGGCUUAGCCAUUUACAAAGAUAAGAUAACUGGUAAAAGGUUUCUUAAUGGUCAGAGGCCUGAUUACGGGUGUGCAUAAGUUGUUUGUGUGAAGCAUCUUCCCAUGUGAUUGCAGCAAUUGUACUCUUACUAUCUAGCAGCCAUGCAUGGGGCAGAGGUGCUGGUGGCAGUGCUAGAAUAACUGGGAGGGAACGAGGUCAGGAGAGCUCUGGUUGGCAGUGCAUCUGUGGAGCUGCCACCAACUUGGAGUUGCUCCAGCCUUGCCACCUCUCUGUUCAGCACCACCACCUGGAGGACACUCCACUUCUCCCACAUACAUGCAUAAACCACUGUUGAUGCUGUCACAACUCCUGAAAAGGUGGGUUUUCACUGCCACAACAACAUGAGAAGUUGAUUCAUCCAAACAGAUUAUGAUGUGCUACUGUGCCUUGUAGUUACGUGAUUUUACCCGUCCAGGUGACAGUACAUGUGACUCUACCAAAGGCUCUGCAAUGACAUCCCUGUCAUACAUAAAAUUAAGAAAAUUCCAGAAUUUCCAAGGGAAGCCAACAGAAAAAAAUAACUUGGGAGAGAGGGGGAAGGAAGAAGAGAAAAAUAAUGCUUAUGUUUUGCUGCACUUGUUUAUAUGGAAGGGAGAAUUGUUUCAUGAAACAUUUCAUUGUAGACUGAAUUCUACUAUUAUGAUUUAUGCUUGCAUUUAGCCAGAUAACUAUGUUUGGACAACUUCUCACUAUUUUGUAUGAAACUUAAUUGUGCCCUUCAUAACAAGUUUUGAAAUCAUUAUCCAUUGCUAGCUGCUACCAAUGGUGUCCUUGGAACAUUAACGUGCACAUUUUUAUGCUCACAUAUAAAUAUUGAUACUUUAUUCUAUGAUUCUAUUCCUUAAUUCAGUGAGUUGGUACUUAAAAGUGCAAUGAGAAAUCUAAGGGUCUAGCCCACCAAGCAUUGCUUCUGUGAACCAACAAUCUUCAGUGGAUUAUACCAUGGCUAGAAUCCAAAAGUACAGUAUACACACGUGUUCUAGAGCUCUGGACUACUUAUCAAAGCAGGCUCUCGUUAUAAGUGGUGUGGACUUAGACUGCAUGCACACACUUCCUUAAGGUGGAAGGAUUGCACAAAUGAACACAUAAGUCCCACGGUGCACAUCCCUGCCAUGCAUGUAGAAGACAGUUUCAGUAAAUAUGAGGACUAGUCCCAUAUUUACAUUCUGGGUUUCCUGUGCAGUUACUGCAGGAGCAAUACCAGUUGUGUAUAUAAUGCACACUCUUUAAGUGGAAGAGCAGAUUAGAGCUGCUGUAGUAGGAACUUCUCAAGCAAGCCCUAACUAUUGAGAUGGUUCUCUUCGACAUGUGUAAGCACCCUCUUUAGUUAAUGUCCUAAGACUCUCAUGACUGUGCAGUAGCCUUAAAGGAAUUAGUCACAUUGCAUUUUGAAGGCUCCUGUAUUAUGUUUUAAUAUAUAAUCAAAUCUCUCUUUCAAAAUGGCAGUGGAUUAAAUUUAAAGUAUAAUAUUCUAAUGGAAUCAUCUAGUUUUGAAUCUAUUAAAUUAAAAUAGUUUUUGCUGUACGGUGAGUCUGCUUCUUUUUAUUUCUAAAUUACACUGCAAGCAUUCAGAAGUCUAAGUGACUUCUUUUGUUCCCUUUUUCUUCCCUUUGUCUUGUUUUGAAAUAUAGAUCAAAAUGGACUUCUUUGAACUGUUAUCUAAUCACCACUUGGACAGUCAGUCUCGCUGGAGCAAAGUGAAGGACAAAGUAGAGACUGACCCUCGUUACAAAGCUGUGGAUAGCUCUUCACAAAGGGAGGAUCUUUUUAAGCAGUACAUUGAAAAAAUAGCCAAAGUACGUGUGUUACUAAUGAAGCUGCUUCCAUGUUCAUAGUAUUUCAGUGAUGAAGCAAUUGACAAUAGACUUUGAAAUACCCCACACAAGCAUAAAUCAGUUUUCUUAGCAGUGGUAGGAAUUGCCCCAUAGUCUCAGAUUGGGGUUCUUACUUACUUAUUUAUAUUGCCUUAUAAAACACUCUCUUGAGGUGACACAUGAUAUAUAUUAUAUAUAAAAAAGAACAAGAGCACAAUCUGGAAGACCAUCCUAGGGUCCAUAAGAUUCUGCAGUGAUGAUAGAGGGAUUAGGGGAAGUUUUGGACCAAUAGCCACCCUAUUUUCCUAACAAAUUCUUGGAGGCAGGAGAAGGGAGUGAAGUAAGGUGGCCCUGAGGAUGUUUUAGGUAUUCCAAAUGACUUCACUAUGCCCAAUGAAAUGUUGGACUUUCGCCACUCCUUUUUGAAAGUCCUUGGGAUGUUUUGCCAGUACAAGAUCAGAAUCGGCUUGAACUCGUAGAACUAGUCAUGCACUUACUUGAAUCCUAGCCCUGAUUUAUUCUUCACUCAGCGGUUCUGAUUUUGAAGGUAGUCUUAUCACAUCUUUUAGUAUGCAGUGGGUUGGGUUGGUGUCCCUCCACUGAUGAAAGGUUCUUUGAUCCAGCAGAACCUUCCAGCCACAUAACAGAUUUUAAGACGAUGGUUAGGAAUUCUCCCCCCUUUCUCCAUAUGCUGUACAGAAUUAAGGAACCCUUGUAAUAUCAUGGGAGGGGGUGGGGUGCUGCUGAAGAGGAAUUGCUUUGAUUCCACUUCAUUAAUGGAGCGAUACCAGUUGGAUACAACUCAGUGUCUUUCAUUUGUAUAGCCCAUCGGAGCUUUCAUUUGUAUAGCCCAUUUGUAUAGCACAACGGAGCUGUGAUAACUAUAGUUAACAAACAUUCUUAAAAAAUUCAAUUGAAACCUUACACUAGCAGCAGCAGUUUAAUAGAUUUUUAACUAGCUGCAUUAAUUUGCUUUAUCAGUUUUUUUUUUCUUGAGUUCAUUUUGUGUUAAAAUUCGUGGCUAGUCUAAGCAGAAUGUAAUGUGUAUUUUGGCUUCCAUUUCAGAAUGUGGACUCUGAAAAAGAAAAAGAACUGGAAAGACAGGCUCGCAUUGAAGCAAGCUUGCGUGAACGAGAGAGAGAAGUUCAGAAAGCUCGCUCUGAACAGACAAAGGAGAUUGAUAGAGAACGAGAGCAGCACAAACGAGAAGAGGCCAUCCAGAAUUUCAAAGCUCUCCUAUCUGAUAUGGUGAGGUUCCUGUGUGUUGAAAUUAACAAGGUCAGGUAUGCACUUGUGUAUAGAGAACACAUUAAAUUGUUUCCUGUUGAUUUUAGUCCCAUAAGAGACUGAUGUGAGUACAGAUGCCUUGCCUAAAGUCCUGUGAUUUCAGAAGAGCUAAAUUAUCCAUCUUUCCUUUCCCCCUUUUUUUCCAUUGGCCAGUGUAAUAAUUGGGUGGUAUUCAACUAGGUUUUGCUUAGCUACUGAAAGAAAUUAAUGAACAUGACUAGGGCUCCAUCUCCAUUUUACAGUCAUGACCCCCCCCCCAAUUUAAACAGUCAUGGCUUCCUCCCAAAAUUCUGAGAACUGCAGUUUUUAAGGAUGUUGAGAGUCAAUAGGAGACCCCUAGUCCCCUCACAGAGCUACAGUUUCCAGAGUUCCCUGGGAAGACGGUUUGACUGUUAAAUCACUUGCAGAAUUCUGCCAAGAAAUAGCAAAUGGUAGCAAAAGACAGGAAGCAUGAUAAGGAAAGGGAGUGUUGCAUAGCAAAAAACCAAUCCUGCUUCCCUCAAAAUGAAUAAUAAUAACAAAGAGAAUGUGACAUUGAUGGUCUGAAACAUGGAAAAUACAUGGAGAUAUUUUAGACACAAUGAUAUCUUAAUUUCUCUUUGCUUUGAAGUAAUUUGGGGCUGUAUGUAUGUUUGUACAUUUUGUAUAAUGGGGGGUGGGUCACUGUUCCCCCUGUAUCUACAUAGAUAACCAGUCAGUAUUUUUAAAUCAAGGACUCCAGCUCAUUUGUUCAAAGUAAUGUGUGAUAUCCACUGCUAGUUAUACUCAGGGGGAUUCAGUAACUUAAACCCUUCUAUAUUUGAGGCAGUUGCUGAUGACCCAAAUGGGUUGGGUUUUAUUCCUCCUCAUGUGACGGAGGCAGGAGAGCAAACUCUGGGAGGCAGCCACAGUCUCCUCAUUUUUUUCUCUCCUGCCUGAUAGAUCAGAUUGUUUUUUCCUGGCUCUCACUGAUCUUUCUUUAAGCUAAGUUCUUCUACUUUCAAAUACUCUUUUUUACUUUUUACUUUUUUGUGUGUGGGGCUACUCUUGAGUAUAACUUAGUUGGAUAAUGCUCAAUGUUUCCAUGAAACUUGUAGGUAUAAGUAUUGUCUUCAGCACAGCCAAAAUCCAUACUUCUUAUUUGGGGGGGGGGGGCAUCCACAUAGCAAAAGAGACCACCUUGGGAAUAUUUUUACAUUAAUGCAGACAUAUUUCUCCCUCUUUGGUAGAUGUAUUUAUACCAAAGUAAUGAAAAAUUACUUUGACACUUGACACAUAUUUUUAUGACCCGGUCUAGUUGUGACUGUAAUUGGUUUUAAACUGUUUUUAAUGCUGUAUUUUAAUAUUCCUGUAACCCAUCCAGGGACUUUAUAGUGAAGGGCAAGUAAUAAAUGGAGCAAUAACAGUAAUAAUCUUAAUGCAAAUUAACUAAAGUUUUUGAAGUAUAUAUUUUAACAAGCUGUAUAGUGAUUGAAAUUAUUCCUUCCAUUAGGUGCGAUCUUCAGAUGUGUCAUGGUCCGAUACUAGAAGGACACUUCGAAAAGAUCAUCGGUGGGAAUCUGGCUCCCUUCUGGAAAGAGAAGAGAAGGAAAAACUAUUUAACGAACACAUUGAGGCACUUACAAAGAAAAAGAAAGAGCAUUUUCGGCAACUUCUAGAUGAAACUUCAUCAGUAAGCAGAUGCUCUGCAAUUUUUAUUGGGAACUAACAUAGUUUUAUGUGUGUUUUAUAUCUUACUACAAAAUAUUAUUGAGAUUAAAUUGGCAUUUUCUACUGUCGUUUCAUUUUCCACUGACUUCUGCCUAGCAAAUCUUGGAACAAAAUGUGUAUUUGCUGAAUUAAAAAGCAGUCUGUUCAAGCCCACUAUUAUGUUGUGCCCCUGUUUCUAGAUCUGAGCUAUGCUGAGUGGGUGGAGAGAGAUUUGCAAACAUUUAUCUGAUUCCUUUUGACAAAGUCUGAUGGUUGGUAGCAGAUCUCAGAUACAUAUGAAAAUGUUUAUUGGUGGGGCAAGGAAUAGGUUUAAUCCUACAUGAAUAAAUGUUAACAAUUUAGUAGCGGGUGGCGCUGUGGGACGCGGGUGGUGCUGUGGGUAAAACCUCAGCGCCUAGGACUUGCCGAUCGCAUGGUCGGCGGUUCGAAUCCCCGCGGCGGGGUGCGCUCCCGUCGUUCGGUCCCAGCGCCUGCCAACCUAGCAGUUCAAAAGCACCCCCGGGUGCAAGUAGAUAAAUAGGGACCACUUACCAACGAGAAGGUAAACGGCGUUCCGUGUGCUGAGCUGGCUCGCCAGAUGCAGCUUGUCACGCUGGCCACGUGACCCAGAAGUGUCUGCGGACAGCGCUGGCUCCCGGCCUAUAGAGUGAGAUGAGCGCACAACCCUAGAGUCUGGCAAGACUGGCCCGUACGGGCAGGGGUACCUUUACCUUUAUUGAUUUAUAGUCUACUAAGUUAAACAUCUCACUAUUUAAAUGAUUUCAGUUUCUCAACUUAUUUUAUUUUGCAAAUCUUGUUUAAAAGUAGCAUUGAGUUCAGAAGUGAAAACAGUGUAACAAUAGACCAAAACUGUCAGUCAGCACCUUUAUAUCUCCUUCCCCUCACUUAACAUUUGAGCACAAUUAAAGGGCAUCCCACUUCCUGUCUUGUGCAGCAGUAGUAUAGGCUGUUUGUGAGAGAGUGAAUCCUUCCCCCUGGACAUCUGCUGAAUAGAAGGUCUUUUGCUUCUUUGCAGCAGCCUCUUCUACUCUUCUACUUCUCUGAUUAUGGUUAUCACAUGUUAAGUCAGAGACCAUCCUUUGCAAAAAUUGCAGCUUAGUAUUGCAUGUUUGAAUUUCUUACCGCAGCAUGUAAUAUUUCUAUUUUUCUAUUUCAAAAGAUUACCUUAACGUCAACAUGGAAAGAAGUAAAGAAAAUAAUUAAAGAAGAUCCCAGGUGUAUUAAAUUCUCCUCCAGUGACAGGGUAAGAAGCCUUACAGUGGUCAUUCUAGACUACCCAUGUGAUGUUAAAACCAAAAGCAAUUUCCUCCCUCAUAUAUUUUGUUCAGCAGCCCCUAACAGACAUUAGGAGAUCUAUGUUGUGAUGGUGAUGCAAUGUCCAAAUUUGCUUCUUUCUUUUCAUGCAGAAAAAGCAAAGAGAGUUUGAAGAGUACAUCAGAGACAAAUAUAUUACAGCCAAAGCGGAUUUCAGAACGCUUUUGAAAGAGACCAAAUUUAUAACAUACAGGUGUGUAUUCAAAAGCAACACAGAGAUGGUUCUUCAAAUUUUUAAUAUUUAUGUCGAAUAUCUGGUUAGCUUUAGCAGUUUUUUAAACAGGAAAAAAAUGGAUUGCCAUCAGUUCUUUCCAUGAAUUUUUCAUGGAUUUGGAUUUCUGGGAUGAUGCUGUUCAAAUUGAGUAUCUGUGCCAAGCUAAUUUUUAUGUACACAAAUAUUUAGAGAUGUAUGUUUUAUAAAAUACGUGGCCUGCUCUAGAAAACCCUAGUUCUGAAUUCUUACUUAGCAGUGUGAACAGAUUGGAUUGGAUACAGAGCUGUUCUUCCACUCCCAUAAAGGUGUUUCUGACCUAGCAGAAGAGUGUUGCAUGAAGAAAGUUGCCCCAAGUCCAGAAGAGUACCUCUCGUUUUGUGCAAGCUCUUCCUCAAAACCAUUUUGUGAUCCACAAUGUUUAUAUACUACAACCUGUAUUAUCAUCAUUCACUAUUUCUUACAGUGUAGCACAACUCCUUCUACAUUGUGCUGCUGCAUUAUGAAGAGUUGCUGAGCUCAGUUAGCCUCUGCCAACCUGGUGUCUUCCAGAUGUUUAGGACUACUGCUCUCAUCAGCCCCAGCCAACAGCCAUGCUCGCAGCAUCCUACCAGCACGUUGGCUGGAGCUGCGACAAGUUGUCAUCCAAAUCAUUUGGAGGGUAUCAGGUUGGCAAAGGCUACUCUAGCCCCUGUGGGAGAGCUGAUGAGAAAGCACUCUUUCUGCUCCAAGCCACUGAUUGUUUAGUUAACAGCAGUCCCUACCCAUGGAUAAUUCUAUCCAUUUACUAAGGAUAAUUUGACCCCAAUAGGUUGUGUACUUUUCUUUUUAGUUAGUCCUUUUGCAGAGUAUCUAUUUAACAAUUUACGUUGUUUAUAUACCACCUGUAUGCUAAAGUGUUCAGUGCAGUUUCAGAAACGUUAACUAACAAAAUAGCAGAUUUGCCUUCAAGCUGUUAGUGAUCUCUGCUGAUCUCUACUUGAGGAGCUUAGCUUUGUAGGCUGGAAUUCUCUUAUUCCUUUCCUUCUUGGUUCUUUAAGUAGCCCCAGGAAGAUGAAGAAAGGACUGGCAACAACAGUUCUUGUAGGCCAGUGGUGCUUUAUUCAAAAACUGAUGGCCUGAGCUCCCCACUCAGGCUUAUUCUCUUAUACUUGAUUAUUGCUAUUGUUGUCAUUGAAAUAAAGCACUGUCUUAAAUGAAUGUAAAUAAUCAUAUUUAUCUUCGGUUGGUCUGGAGUACAACUGGGAUAUUGGCAUCCAUUUUCUACAGGUGUUCUUCAACUGCAGUGUUUAAUUUGAAAUGUGCUCAUUUUUCUUAUUUUACAUUUUUAUAGUUUAAUUAGUGCUGAUUUUAAAAGGUACUGGCAGCCCUUGAGACUGAAGUCUUCUGUUUACCUGCAGAACAGAUACAGCACAGGCAGUGGCAGUGCAAGAUUUUUUACAUUCACACAUCCCUGCCAUUUUGCCUCACCCCUGACCUGAAGGGGCAACCUUAUAGGUGAGAGGAUAGCCCAGUCUCUGUGUCCUUUUGAGCAUUUGGCCUACCUGAUUGCAAUGUCAAGAGAGAUUUAUUUUGGUGGGUGGAAUUGUUACUGGGACACCUGUCCACUAGUAUCUUCACCAAGAUUCCAGUUCAUUUCUGCGGUGCACCCAGCCAUCCAAUGGUAAUGAUGACCCUUACACUUAAUUGCAGAUCCAAAAAGCUGAUCCAGGAAUCUGACCAGCACCUGAAGGAUAUCGAAAAGAUAUUACAGAAUGACAAACGUUAUCUGGUACUUGACUGUGUGCCGGAGGAGAGACGCAAACUCAUUGUGUCCUAUGUAGAUGACUUAGAUCGCAGAGGUCCCCCGCCUCCUCCCACAGCUUCAGAGCCUACAAGACGAACAACAAAAUAAUUGUGACAUACUCUUGAACAAGAAUAUCUGUUAAGUCAAGAAGAUUGCAUGAGCCAUCUGUCAGGUUUAAUCGUAUACAUUACCAUGAACCUAUUGCAAAAACCAUCCAAGGAGCAGAGAGAAAAGCAACAUUUGUGAACAUAAAGCAGUCUCUAUGCAGAGAGAACAUUUGCAUUAUCGAUGCUUUUUCUCUUUGUUGCAUGACUGACAAAUAUUCUAACCAUGCAGCUAUUUCCAGUGAUUUUUAGGUCCUAGAACAAUGCGAUAUCUUUGUACAAGGUGUGAAUGUUGGUAGCAUUUUGAAGCGUUCUUGGCAGCGUUACAUGUGAAAGCCUUGGGAUGAUUGAUAUUUGUGGUUUGAAGUUAAGAACGGCAAAAGAUACCGCAGAUAUCCUAAUGGGAGAGCCAAGGUCAGGCAUUCUUAUGAUUAAACUAUUGACUGCUGAAGACCGCAGUAAGAUUAUGCCCCUUCAUGAACCUGAAAAUAUAGGGCCUAAUUCUCUACUCAUGCAUGGCCUUUCCUGUAUAUAAAUCAGGACUAACCCCAUUAACGUCAGAUCCAGCAUGAGAGGAGAAUGAGCCUUGCAGUGACCAAAUUGAAUAAACACCAUUUGAUCUUGUUCACAGGCCUGCUUUGAUUCCCCCCUCUCCUUGUCCUCCCCAGUAGGCACAAUCAAGUUGCUUUGCCCAGUAGUCUGGUAAUGUUUUUGCUGUAAAUUGGAAAUGCACAGGAAAAAGUGUGUUCCCCAGGAUAGCACGGUUGUACAAAUACACUUUUAUUUACCAUAAAGUGAUCUCUACCAACUUCUGGAUUAGAAUAUGAAGUUCCCUUCUGGGUAUUUCUUGUAAACUAUAUUCCUGUUUUGAAUGUUAAACUUGUGUUUCUAAAGUUUAAUUUUGAAAUGUUGGGAUUGUUCAGUUUACGUAUUUGAACGACAAUAAACCAACCCUUUUUAUAUAUGGAUUGUACAUGCUUAGUAAAUGGCUCAUUACCUUUGGGCAGAGUGGAGGAGGGAGAAUCUGAAGCAAAGGAAAUACCAUAUCCAUAGCUCUAGCAGGGUAUAAGAUGGUGGCACAUUUUUCUAUUCCCUCUUCCCCUUUUUAGAUAGGUAGGUGCUUUUUUUCUUAUUUCAUUUCCAGGUUUUCUUGCGCAGUGGGAAGGAAAGUAAGUAUAUUAGUUCCAAGGCUGGCAUAAUUUGAUGGCAGAUGUUGCCACACCCACAGUGGGAAGACUUAUGAGGGCUAACAUUCCUGGACUUCCACAGCAAUCAUAGGAUCACAUCCUGUUUAUUUGAUGAGUCAGGCAAUAUGGAAAUCAUACAAAUAGGCAUGGGAUUAUUUUUUUUGAAAAAUCACCUACAUGUUUAAAGUAGUCAAAAUGCCAGAGCAUGGGCAUCAUAAUAGGGGGGGGUGUCAUUUUUUACUUUUUGAGGGAUUAUAUCAAAGGAUAGUGCUUGCUAAGGGUUUGUAGUGGAUUCAGAGGAUUCCCAAGCUAAUGUAAAUUGCUUUAGAGGGAUUCUGGGCUUGUCCAAGGUGAAGCAGUAUGUAUGAGAUGCCUCAAGACAAGAAUCCCACCCCCAAAGUUUGGUGAUUUGAACGCCCAACAAAUGCUGUAGAGAACAUGUCUCUAAAGCUUACCUUAAAACAAAAAUGGCAGGGUGGUUUGAGAAAAAGGUAAAGCACCAAGAGAAAUGGGGAAGCUCUUGUGAUUGACAGGUCUAGCUUGAAAUCAGAGGGAAUGAUUACUGUCCAGCUAGAUUUGACUGUCCAAUUCCAGUGCUUUUGGGGGAGGGGUGUGG